CUCAUCAUACCCCUCAUCAUAUAUUGAAUAUUUAUGGUAAUCCGACCCCACCCUGGACGUUGGCUCACCUCCUCUUUCUGUGACGAGUUGGUCUUCACCGAGACCAGAUCUGGUUGAUCAUGCAUUUCCAAGCUGCGUUAUCCAUUGCCGUCUUCGGCGCUUCGGCACUCGCCCAUGCAGUCCAAGAAGCGCGGCAGAACAGCUGCGUGAUGUGCACCGAGGUGGUGCCGACUUGCCCAGUCUGUCCCGCCAGUCAGGAGUGCUUUGUGAGCGUCCCGCAGGACUGCACCGAGUGCCCGCAGGCCUACUGCGCAGACGCCGCCGCGGAUGCCACGCCUACGCCCACGGGCAUCCUCGGCGGGACUACCAGUAGCACCAGCGACGGCGGCUUCACCCUGCCGACCGCGUCCCAGAGCGAGUCCUCCACCGGAACCUCGACGACGUCGCCGUCGUCGACCACCACAGCCACCGCGGCCUCAGGCUCGACCACGGCCUCUGGGGCCUCGUCGACCGGCGCGAGCCGCAGCGCCACUGGCACGGCCGAAGCGCCCGGUGCAGAGUCGUCUGCGCCGGCUGCCAGUGGCGUCGGGAAGAACGGCGAUGUGGCUGGGGUGCUGCGCCUGGCGCUGUUGAUGGCCGUGCCUGUCUUGGGCCUGCAGUGGCUCUGAGAGGCCUUUCCUGUGUAGUUACCAGCUGUGGAAGGCUUGGUCGGCACUCGGGGCCUUUCUUUGGGCGUCUUGCAAAUGCACACUCGUUUGGAACAAAAUGUCCGUUGCUGCAGCAUAUAUCAUCACAUGGGAUAAGUAAUACAAGUUUCAAGACUCGUAUCCUGGCGGUGGCUAUGGUGUCCCUUGUCUUUGGAGGUGUUUGGAUAUAAUUCGAGCUCAGAAGAUCAGUUGAUACCGGGACCCAAGACCAGACUGCAGGGGGCUAUCUGAAAAGCUGGAAAUAGUGUUGACGUGCCCGCUUGGACAAUUUGCGGGGUUAUCCUCUCAAAAUCUUACAAAUGCAGAACUAGUAACACCGGCAAUUGUCGGUGUACCCAUAUGAACAAGAGUGAUUUGUGUUUCUCACUCCAUUGCCUUCUUAUCUGACAAUUGGGUCUGGAUUCAUCCGGUGCGACAGCGACCAGGAUGUGACUUACCAAUCGAAACAAUCUGGAGCCAGCCGGUGGAAUCAGAUCUACGACUUAUUUGCUUAACUCCCAAUAUUUGACAUAGAGUUCGGGCAUUACAAUAGACCCUCGGCGCAGCUCAAUGGCAGCCUUUUAUGCUGAGAAAUCGGCUCCUUCAGAACUGCUUUGGUAUACUUGAGGUGCUAAUACAAUCUGCUUGAAUCAUU
Molecule: messenger RNA, 1341 nt
Organism: Diaporthe batatas
Lineage: Eukaryota; Fungi; Ascomycota; Sordariomycetes; Diaporthales; Diaporthaceae
Exons: 2
Coding region: 120-668 (182 amino acids)
Source: RefSeq, a predicted model, not a curated record